This is a messenger RNA of Penicillium vulpinum, 3417 nucleotides long. RefSeq names its product dDENN domain protein. Gene Ontology annotation, cellular component: cytoplasmic vesicle. The coding region runs from base 1 to 3417 and encodes 1138 amino acids. Gene Ontology annotation, biological process: regulation of Rab protein signal transduction. The record is from RefSeq and is a predicted model, not a curated record. The transcript has 5 exons. NCBI's taxonomy places the organism in Eukaryota, Fungi, Ascomycota, Eurotiomycetes, Eurotiales, Aspergillaceae.
AUGCCAUCGUCAAGCACCACGGAGGGCGCCCCCCUCGCCGAUUACUUCUGGAUAGCUGGUGUGGACGGUACAGAGAUCUUGGAAACUUUCCAGAGAUUGGGAGAAGAUUACCGUGCCAAUGGAGACCUAUCCCCAGGCCCUGCGCUCGCAGAUACUAUUCAGGAGGACGCAGAUGCGGAGGAGGAACACAACUCAGAUGGUCUCACCCGGCCAAGCUCGACGCUUUUCGUCGGCGCCAGUCAAAGAGGUUCUGCCCACCGACUAUCCACACUCUCUAGGAGCUCGGAGGGAACAAAUGGUACUGGCAGUAACAGUAACCGGAGCAGCAUGACCGUCAAGGGUGCCUCGUCUCCCCUGCGUGCGUCAGCUCUGUUCUCUGAGGACUUCGACUUCGAUUCCGCGCUGUACAAGUUCGCCAACGAGCGAGAAUCAUUUUUAAGUGACUUGAGCUUGAGCGCUGGCGCUAUUACCCCUAACACCCGCCCGCGAUCCAGGGUUCGCACGCAGAAGAUCGUCGCCGACGAUUCGCCCGCGCCUAGCGGUAACCUGCUGAGGUCGGGUAUUGGGAGCGUGCGACGACACAUGUCCUUUCGAGAUAUGAAUAGUAUGAAGCGUCAGCCGUCAGUUGCUCGCCAAUGUGAGGACCCUCCUUUGACGUUAUUUUCGCUUCACCCUGGAACGGGAUCGUACUCGGCAACUUUUGUGGAUGCACUGGCUAACAAUGCAUUGGCUCCAGCUUCGCCCGUUCUCCUCGACCGAUACCCCACACGCGUCAUGUCAGACGAGAUGAAGCAGCGCGGCAAUUUCCCCGACUACGUUCCUAUGUUCGCAUUUCCUAAUGACGUCAACAUCGUCUCCUCCGACCAGCAACCGCGCUCUACCUGGCAUGGAUUCGCCAUGACAACGGACAAUGGUUCUAGGCUGCACGCCAUCUGUGUGAUCAUCUGGAUACCUCUCAACGCAAAUGCCGCGGAGGAGCUCGAAAAACGCUGCGAGGAAUGGCGAAGGGACAAUAUGACAGACGAAGAACGUGAACUGGCUGCAAGCUUGGGCGAACGACUGGCAUCGGAGCGAGCCAAAUUAUCCCGGCUUCUAGCCCAGUUGCCGACCGUUCCGUCAGGAUCUGAAUCCCGCGAACAACUUGAAGAUGAGAUCAGCACUGUGGAGGAAAAGAUUGGGUUAAUGACUGAUCUCCUCCGUCCGGUGCGACAUGGCGCAGCCUCCAAGAUCGAGGGUCUGACCGAUGGUGAUACUGGGUUCUGGAUUCCCCGUGCAUACGGUAUCUUGGGCCGAGAGAGCACAAUGACGAGCUUCUGGAAGGAAUGGCUCAAGGCUAUCGUGGUGUCCAUGACGGAGGGCAGCGUGCGGCAUGUGCCUGCGGCCUCGCCGCGCAUGGGGGUAUGGCAGCCGCUGGAGCGAUAUGUUAUGAAUCUCUGUACAGAAGCGUUCUGUCCAAUAUCCUCGAAGACUCAGGUCGAGCUCGCCAUCCGUGAGCUGCGGUUAUUCGCACGCAAAGAGGCGCCUAAUGAGAUUCCUGGUUCUCGGAAUACUGAUCUCUAUGCCUUAUUCCGAACGUUGUCGGUUCCUAAUAUUAUCAUUCUCUUCGAGUACGCUCUUUCUGAAUCUCGUAUCAUCUUCUUGUCUUCCCACACCUCCAUGCUCUAUCUCGCCACCAGGUCGUUGGUCGAUCUUUUGUUCCCUCUGGAAUGGACAGGCGUCCUCAUUCCGGUCCUUCCGGCGCGUUUAAUCCAGGCUCUCGAGGCCCCUUGCCCAUACAUCGUGGGUAUCGAGCGUCGGUACGAGAAGGUUGAGCUGCCCACGGACGACUUUGUUCUGGUGGAUUUAGACAACAAUAUGAUCGAAAGUACCAUUCAACCGACCUCUCUUCCGCGUCAUCAGCGCAGGAAGCUCCUCUCCUUGCUGCAACUAGCAGCCCCGCAGCACAAUCGAUUCCACGUCCCCACUGGGCCUCCUGCAUAUGCAAUCGAGACGUACCCAUGGGAUUCGUUCAUGUCAGAGAGCAAGGCCACAUUCACAUCCAAAGCACCCGCAACUAACCUUGCGAAAUAUGUCGGUCUCAACUCCAGUGCAUUCGGUUCAACGACCCUGAUGCCAAGCUCUUAUACACCUCCGAUUUUCAACGUCUUCCUGCACGCCCGAAAUGAGGCCGGUCCCUCUCGUGGGUACUCAUCUCGCGGAAGCGAGCGCCCAGGGACCAGUUCCACUAUGAGAGCUGGUGCCUCUCCGCCAUCCCCAAGAGAGAGUUCGCCUACCUCUAGCUAUUUCCCUCCUCCACCCGCCCCCUCAUCACGCAAUGAUUCCGGUAUGGCAUUGCAAGCUUCAUUGCGCGAGAAGCGUUCUGGUCAUUUCGAUGCCGCCUCGCGCCGAAGCUCCUCGUUUGGAAUGCCUCGACGUCCAAGUGCUCCGUUCCUGGGUCAUGCCUCGAAUCUCUCAGUAACAACCCUCAACACCGACUACGGUGCCGGUGCUGGUGCUGCUGGAUCCACAUAUGCGCCAUCUGUGUAUGCGCAGUCUACCAUCGCUGCAUCCACCAUCGUCCCUCAAUCCACACACCAGCCCGCCGGCAAUAACGAGGACAUUUGCUGGGCCGAGGGUCACUAUUUCCAAGUCCAAACCUGGGAUGAUAAUUUGACCUGUGCCAUCUGUGAUGAAAUGGCAGAGGAAAAUAUGUACAAAUGCUCUGCAUGCAAACUGACAGUCCACAACCGCUGCGCCUCCAUGGUGUGUCUUCCAUGUGAUGCAGCCUUCCAUCCGGAUCAGAUUCGCGCGGCGUUCGUCAGAUGCUUUGCCAGUUUGUUCUACACAUACAAGAAGUUCCUUGUGCCAGCCAGUGGUGAUAAGAAGAAGUCCGGCAUGUAUUACAAUUUCAACAUGGAUGCUUUCAUGAAGAGUCUUCCAAGCGAGCACGCCGAGUAUAUCACGGUUCUACAACAGACGCAAGGCUUCAAUGAGUUCAUCAGUGACCGUGAGCGAACAAACCCGAAGUCCAAGGACCCGCGGAUGACUCUAUUCGAUGAGAUCGUCCUCUCAAAGCGCAACCGUGGCCGCACAUCCAUUUUCUCCAGCCGAUCGACAACAGACUUCCUCUCAGACACCUCUAACCAUCUGUGGCGUACAGCCAACGCCACCUUCUUUGCUCCCAGCAGCCGUAGCCAGCAGAAUCUUUCAACCGAUUUCAGCAGAGUUCCGACAAGAGGUACGCCCGAAGGCUCUAACACCCAAUAUAUUCCCCUCACUGACGAUCUCCCCGUAGUACCGGCAAAACUAGAUACUAGCUUGAUGGCAGAACCCCGCAUGAUCCAUGGCGCACCACGAGUUUCCAAGACGGCAAAUACAGCCCGUAGAAAGCCGCUGCCCAAAAUGAUGAACGGGCUUGCCAUCUCUCCGCCAAAUUAA